AUGACGUGUGGGCGUGGCCUGGCGCCAGCCUCUCCCAGUAUAACCAGUAACGGCUCCAGCAACGGCACCGCCCCCCAGCCCGGGGGGGGGCUCUCGCCCGCGGGGGUCGUGGCGCUCUCGGUGAUUUUCGGGGGUCUGGGGGCGCUGGCGCUGCUGGGGCUGCUCCUGUUGGCCGCACUGCGCCUGCGCGAGAAGCGCCGCACCGAGGGCUCGUACCGGCCGAGCCGCGAGGAGAUGGGGGGGGGGGCGCGCGCGGGAGCGCCCCCGGGCCCCGCCCCGCUGCGGCUGCCGCCGGAGGAGCGGCUCAUCUGAGAGACCCCUCCCCAAAUUGGGCACUGAGACCCCUCCCCAAAUUCUGCAUCCCUGAGACCCCCGGGCCCGGCCCCGCUGCGGCUGCCGCCCGAGGAGCGGCUCAUCUGAGAGAGACCCCUCCCCAAAUUCUGUAUUGGGACCCCCGGAGGAGCGGCUCAUCUGAGAGAGACCCCUCCCCAAAUUCUGUAUUGGGACCCCCGGGCCCGGCCCCGCUGCGGCUGCCGCCGGAGGAGCGGCUCAUCUGAGAGAGACCCCUCCCCAAAUUGGGCAUUGGGACCCCUCCCCAAAUUCUGCAUCCCUGAGCCCCCCCGGGCCCGGCCCCGCUGCGGCUGCCGCCCGAGGAGCGGCUCAUCUGAGAGAGACCCCAACCCAAAUUGGGCAUUGAGACCCCUCCCCAAAUUCCGCAUCCCUCAUCUGAGAGACCCCUCCCCAAAUUCUGCAUCCCUGAGACCCCUCCCCAAAUUCUGCAUUGAGACCCCCGGAGGAGCGGCUCAUCUAAGACCCCUCCCCAAAUUCCGCAUCCCUCCCCCGAAUUUGGGGCUUUUCUGGGACCCCCUCCCCAAAAUUUUGGGGGGGUUUGGGACCAUGGGAGUCGUUUUGGGGGGGCCAAAAAGGGCUGGACCCCCCCGUCUGUGACCCCCCUCAAAUUUGAGGAGCACCUCAUCUGAGACCCCUCCCCAAAUUCCACAUCCCCCCCCGAAUUUGGGGCUCUUCUGGGACCCCCUUCCCAAAUUUUGGGGGGGUUUGGGACCAUGGGAGUCAUUUUGGGGGGGUCCUGGGGGGGGUGCAGAAGGGCUGAGACCCCCCCCCAAUUUGAGGAGAGGCUCAUCAGGGACCCCUCCCCAAAAUCUGGGGGUCAUUUGGAGCCCCCUCCCCAA
Messenger RNA from Zonotrichia leucophrys gambelii, 1190 nucleotides. It is a transcript of the gene CRB3, whose product is annotated as crumbs cell polarity complex component 3. The coding region runs from base 1 to 312 and encodes 103 amino acids. The transcript is spliced from 4 exons. Lineage: Eukaryota; Metazoa; Chordata; Aves; Passeriformes; Passerellidae. The record is from RefSeq and is a predicted model, not a curated record.